CUCCACUUUGAUGAGAUACCAUGGAGGGAAGCAACGUCACGCCACCAGCCAUGGACGAACCAGCCCAGAAGCUCCGCAAGACGGGACCUUCCUUCCGUGAGAGGCUCCGGAGCCUCAGGUCCACGGAGAUGGAAUCAGAGCUCGAAAAGCCCGAGGAGACCGUGGAGAAGGCCAUGGUGGCCUUUUCCGUGGAGCCGCUGCAGGUGGACGUGACACCUGGCGCUCGGAAGGUCAACACGGAGGAGAAACUCCGCCAUGAGCGGCAGAAGGUCUGGGAAGCCGAGCAAGCAGAGAAACGCCUGCGAGAGGUCCAGUUACCGCAGCUGAGCUCAUUUGAAGACUUGGCGGAAGAUAUGACGCUGCACCGAUCCCUGCGCCUCACCACCGUGGCGGCCUCGUUGCAGUGGCUGCGGCGUUUGCCCUUCGCACUGCGCCGGCACGGGGCUCCCGUGGCCCCGGAGGAGUUGCCCGCUGUAGCCCGGGCAGAGGUGCAGGAGAUUUGCCAGCAGAGCCUACCGCAUCUCAUGACUGAACCCAGGCGUGCGGUGUGCUGGUUGUCCAAGAUCGCCAGUUUCCUCACCUGGUACGAACUGGAGGGGCCGGCACCACCACCCGGGCAGCCGACAGUUCUCAAGGAGGCCUUCAAUGAGCCAGAGCAGAAAGUGCGGGAGUGGGAUGAAUCCUACCGGAGCUUGUGGCUUCUGCUUCGGCAAGGUCUACUGCCAAGCUUUUGCAUCGAAUCGGAGCGUUUCUCAGUGACCGUCUUUGGUGAGGGCUCUGACAGUUGGAGUGGUGAAGCCUUGGGCACGGUGAAGCCUUCUGCGUCGGAGCCAAUGGCGCUGAUCUUCCCCUCCACCCGUGAGCUUCGCACGCUGCUGCAAGAGAAUCAUGCACACUUCCAAGUGCCUUUGGCAGACCCCAAAUCGGCGACCUCGGCCCCGCGGCUUCCGGGCCGUGGCGACGCGUCCGCGUCGGUGUCCGAGUCCACCCUGGCCGAGCUGCGAGAGUUGCGGCGCGAUGGGGUGAAAGCCACAUCACCCAGUGACGUUCUGCUGAACGACGUGUCGCAGACCUCUGCGCUUUGGUUCCAUGGCGCCUGGCGAGUGCAUGCUCUGUUGGAUGUCUUGCGCCACGGCCUCUUCGCUCCGCCGGGGCACGCCGCCGCUCCGGGCACUCCGGCGGCGCGGUUGCCCCGGUUGGUGUCACCCGGGUCCUUCGUGAAUGCCAGCGUCAAGACGGCAGAGGUCGUCAAGCUCACAAAGCUCGGAAAUGAAUCCAUCGCGGAGAUCCGAGGGUGCUUCUUCCCCCAGCAGCUGCGACGCUUCUUGCAGCUUCUGCCAGUGAGCCUGGCCAAGUUCAGCUGUGAG
Molecule: messenger RNA, 1367 nt
Organism: Durusdinium trenchii
Lineage: Eukaryota; Dinophyceae; Suessiales; Symbiodiniaceae
Source: the annotation of a GenBank genome assembly